AUGGAUAAACAAGAUAAUGAUCAUAAUUGGGAAGAGUUAAAGUAUUUAUCCGGUUUUGGAAAUGACUUCGCAUGCGAAGAUGUCCGUUGCCCCGACUCACUACCCGAAGCACAGAAUUCACCUCAGCAAUGUCCUUAUGGACUUUACGCUGAACAAUUGUCUGGUACAGCCUUCACUUGUCCACGAGAAACAAAUAAACGAUCAUGGUUAUAUCGAAUAUUACCGUCUGUUCUUCACGAACCGUUUAUUCCCGUCAAAUCCGAUUAUAUAACAAAUAAAUGGGAUAACGAAGAGCCAAAUCCAAAUCAAACACGGUGGAAACCAUUUUUGAUUCCUGAUGUUCAAAAAGAGAAAAAAGAUUUUCUAGAAGGCUUGGCAACAUUAUGUGGUGCUGGUGAUACGCGAUGUCGACAUGGUGCUUCGGUUUAUAUUUACGGUUGUAAUAGUUCCAUGGAAAAUAAGGCAUUGUGUAAUGCAGAUGGAGAUUUCCUUAUCGUUCCACAACAUGGUCAGUUGCGUGUAACAACUGAGUUCGGACGAAUGUUAGUGAAACCCGAAGAAAUUUGUGUUAUACAGCAAGGCAUGCGAUUUUCAAUUGACGUAGAUCAACCAAGUCGUGGCUAUAUUCUUGAAGUAUUUGAUAAUCAUUUUGUUCUACCAAAUUUGGGACCAAUUGGUGAUAUUUCAAUCGCACUAAUCUUCAAACAUCUUACCAUCUAUUUGUUUACUGAAUUUUUCUAUCCUUCACUGUUUUUUAUAUCAUCUAUUCAUUUAUUAGCAUGGUUUGAGGAUCGUGAAUGUGAAUUCACAGUUAUCCAUAAGUAUCAAGGAAGUUUAUUUCAAUCAAAACAAAUAUUAUGCCAAAUACACAUACGUCGUCAUGUUCAUUGUUUAGGAAAUUGUAUGAGCGAAUUUAUGGGCUUGAUAACAGGCAAAUACGAAGCAAAAGAGGAAGGUUUUCAGCCUGGUGGUGCUACCUUACAUAGUAUGAUGACACCACAUGGUCCGGAUGCCGACUGUUUUGAAAAAGCCAUCGUAGAAGAACUUACACCAAAAAGAGUAGCCGAAGGCUCAUUGGCAUUCAUGUUCGAAACUUCGUUGAGUUUGGCUUUGACAAAAUGGAGUUUGAGUACAUGUGAACGUGUAGAUAAAGACUAUUUUAAAUGUUGGAGUUCAUUAAAGAAACACUUUACUGGUUUGAAAAUUGAUGAUCAGAAACAUUCAUAA
Didymodactylos carnosus is the source of this 1227-nucleotide messenger RNA. The record is from the annotation of a GenBank genome assembly. NCBI's taxonomy places the organism in Eukaryota, Metazoa, Rotifera, Eurotatoria, Philodinida, Philodinidae.